AUGUCUGCUUUUGAGGAUGAUUCCGCCGCUUUGGUCAUUGACAACGGAAGUGGAAUGUGUAAGGCGGGAUUUGCUGGAGAUGAUGCACCACGUGCUGUGUUUCCUGCCAUUACUGGACGACCUCAUUAUGAUAUGAUCAUGCCAGGCAUGGGAAAUAAAGACUGUUAUAUUGGAGACGAGGCCCAGAACAAAAGAGGUAUAUUAACCCUGAGAUAUCCACUGGAACACGGAAUCGUCACCAACUGGGACGACAUGGAGAAGAUCUGGCACCACACCUUCUAUAACGAGCUACGUGUGGCGCCGGAGGAACAUCCGGUCAUGUUGACAGAAGCACCACUUAAUCCUAAGGCAAACAGAGAAAUGAUGACACAGAUCAUGUUCGAGACUUUCAACACUCCUGCCUUCUACGUGGCGAUACAGGCUGUGUUGUCUCUGUAUGCCUCAGGACGAACAACGGGCAUCGUGUUUGAUGCAGGGGAUGGUGUGUCACACGUGGUACCUAUCUACGAGGGUUACGCCCUCCCUCACGCCAUCAAACGUGUAGACUUGGCAGGUCGUGACCUCACAGCCUACCUUCAGAAGAUCCUCCACGAAAGAGGAUACAGCUUCACAACUUCAGCGGAACAGGAAGUUGUACGAGAUAUGAAGGAGAAGUUAUCUUAUGUGGCAUUGGACUUUGAAUGUGAAAUGGAAACCGCUUCAAAAUCUUCAACAAUAGAGAAGACGUUCGAACUUCCUGACGGCCAACAUGUUACUGUCGGUAACGAGAGGUUCCGAUGUCCUGAGGCACUCUUCCAACCUUCGUUUCUAGGAAUGGAAUCAGCAGGAAUCCACGAACUUCUCCACAAUUCAGUGAUGUCAUGCGAUAUUGACACUGCCUUCUAUGUGGCGAUACAGGCUGUGUUGUCUCUGUAUGCCUCAGGACGAACCACGGGCAUCGUGUUUGAUGCCGGUGAUGGUGUGUCACACGUGGUACCUAUCUACGAGGGUUACGCCCUCCCUCACGCCAUCAAACGUGUAGACUUGGCAGGUCGUGACCUCACAGCCUACCUUCAGAAGAUCCUCCACGAAAGAGGCUACAGCUUCACAACUUCAGCGGAACAGGAAGUUGUUCGAGAUAUGAAGGAGAAGUUAUCUUAUGUGGCAUUGGACUUUGAAUGUGAAAUGGAAACCGCUUCAAAAUCUUCAACAAUAGAGAAGACGUUCGAACUUCCUGACGGCCAACAUAUUACUGUCGGUAACGAGAGGUUCCGAUGUCCUGAGGCACUCUUCCAACCUUCGUUUCUAGGAAUGGAAUCAGCAGGAAUCCACGAACUUCUCCACAAUUCAGUGAUGUCAUGCGAUAUUGACAUUCGACGUGAUUUGUACCACAAUGUCGUCAUAUCCGGUGGAAGCACAAUGUUUCCAGGUAUUGCUGAUCGUCUGAAAAAGGAAAUGGAUGCUGUCGUGCCUAACAGCAUGUCGGUGAAGGUCAUAGCGCCUCCGGAGAGGAAGUAUUCCGUGUGGAUCGGUGGAUCCAUCAUGGCAUCUCUAUCUACAUUCCAACAGAUGUGGGUGUCCAAACAGGAGUAUGAUGAAUGUGGACCAGGAAUAGUCCACAGAAAGUGUUUCUAG
Molecule: messenger RNA, 1614 nt
Organism: Ylistrum balloti
Lineage: Eukaryota; Metazoa; Mollusca; Bivalvia; Pectinida; Pectinidae
Product: actin, plasmodial isoform-like
Exons: 9
Coding region: 1-1614 (537 amino acids)
Source: RefSeq, a predicted model, not a curated record